Molecule: messenger RNA, 2470 nt
Organism: Staurois parvus
Lineage: Eukaryota; Metazoa; Chordata; Amphibia; Anura; Ranidae
Source: the annotation of a GenBank genome assembly
AUGAACAACUCAGAGGGAUCGCAGGAGGUGGAGGCUAGUGAUGAGCCUGGAAAUGCAGACAUCAAUGAGUCUGUAGAAGCUGACCUUGAACUUCCAGAAGUUGAAGAGGAGCAACAUUCACAUCCUUCUUCCAACUCAAGGCAGGAGCAGGAGAGACAAUUUGGACAGGAUGAAGAAGGAACACUUGCUAGAUCUGCUAGUACAGAGAGUGGAUUUCACAACCACACGGAUACAGCGGAAGGGGAUGUCAUAGGAGGCCAGGAAGAUGGGUAUGAUAUAGACAGAGCUCAGGAAAAUGAGGAUGAGAAUGCUUAUGCUGUUCAGUACAGGCCAGAGUCUGAGGAAUAUACGGAAAAUGCAGAGGCUGAGCAUGGUGAAGUACUUCGUCACAGAACUCUACCCAAUCACCUACAUUUCCAUGGUUUGGACCAAGAGGAGGCUAUAAAUGCAGCUUAUUCUGGUUAUGUCUACACACAUCGGUUAUUUCACAGGGGUGAGGAUGAACAAUAUUCUGAACCUUAUGCAGACUAUGGACUGCAAGAGCAUGUUUAUGAAGAGAUAGGUGACACACCAGAUUUAGAUAUUAGAGAGGGUCUUCGACUCUAUGAGCAAGAAAGAGAAGAAGCUGAUAAUUAUAGGAAAGAGGCUCUGGGUGCUCGACUUCAUCAUUAUGAUGAGCGGUCAGAUGGUGAGUCUGAUAGUCCUGAGAAAGAAGCAGAGUUUGCUCCCUAUCCAAGGAUGGACAGUUUAUGAGCAAGAAGAAGACAUUGAUCAGAUUGUAGCAGAGGUCAAACAGAGCAUGAGUUCCCAAAGUCUUGACAAAGCUGCUGAGGACAUGCCAGAAUCUGAACAAAACUUAGAUCCUGCUGACCCCUCCAAAGUUAGUGAAGGAGGCCAUGUUACUAAUGGCAACCUCUCUACUGCCUCAAAGACUGCUGCUAAUACAGGAGAAAUAGUGCAAAGGUACAGUAAAGAAAAGCGGGAUGCCAUCUCACUGGCUAUCAAAGACAUUAAGGAUGCUAUAGAGGAAGUAAAGACAAGGACAAUACGUUCUCCAUAUACCCCUGACGAGCCAAAAGAACCAAUUUGGGUAAUGAGGCAGGAUAUCAGCCCAACAAAGGACUGUGAUGAUCAGAGACCACUAGGUGGAGAUCUUUUACCAACAAAGUGCUCCAUGGAAAAUUUUUGGACCUACCAAGCAGAAUAUGGUGAUGACAAUUCUCCAUCUCCAGACUCUUCUACGCAGGGAGCAGAAUCUAUAAACCGUCAACAUCGACAGAAUGCCUGUGAUUCCGCAGAAUCCCUUUCAAACAAAGAGUCAAGGAAGAGCCUGGCUUCCUUCCCAACCUACGUAGAAGUGCCAGGACCCUGUGAUCCUGAAGACUUGAUAGAUGGCAUUAUUUUUGCUGCAAAUUACCUCGGCUCCACACAGCUACUCUCUGACAAAACUCCCUCAAAAAACGUGCGCAUGAUGCAAGCACAGGAAGCUGUUAGUCGAAUUAAGGCUGCAGAAGGGGAAGCUCAGCCUAUGACAGAAGUGGACUUAUUUAUUUCUACGCAGAGAAUAAAAGUAUUGAAUGCUGACACACAAGAGACAAUGAUGGAUCACCCUUUGAGGACAAUAUCAUACAUUGCCGAUAUUGGAAAUAUUGUCGUCCUGAUGGCACGCAGACGAAUGCCACGCAGUAACUCUCAGGAUGGAAAGAGACAGUACAAGAUGAUCUGCCAUGUCUUCGAGUCUGAAGAUGCUCAGCUCAUCGCUCAGUCUAUAGGUCAGGCAUUCAGUGUUGCUUACCAGGAAUUUCUUAGAGCUAAUGGCAUUAACCCAGAAGAUCUGAGCCAAAAGGAGUACAGUGAUUUACUUAACACCCAGGACAUGUAUAAUGAUGACCUCAUCCAUUUCUCAAAGUCUGAGAACUGUAAAGAUGUGUUUAUUGAAAAACAAAAAGGGGAAAUCCUUGGAGUUGUCAUUGUAGAGUCUGGCUGGGGCUCUAUUCUUCCAACUGUUAUUAUUGCUAACAUGAUGCAUGGAGGACCUGCUGAAAAGUCAGGAAAACUGAACAUUGGGGAUCAAAUAAUGUCCAUAAACGGAACCAGCUUAGUUGGUUUACCGCUAUCCACUUGUCAAAGCAUCAUCAAGGGCUUAAAGAACCAGUCACGAGUAAAGCUGAACAUUGUGAGAUGUCCUCCAGUUACCACUGUCUUAAUCAGGAGACCUGACCUUCGAUACCAGCUUGGUUUCAGUGUACAGAAUGGCAUUAUUUGCAGCCUUAUGCGAGGUGGGAUCGCAGAGCGAGGUGGUGUACGAGUAGGUCAUCGCAUCAUUGAGAUCAAUGGACAGAGUGUUGUAGCAACUCCUCAUGAGAAGAUAGUGCAUAUUCUCUCCAAUGCAGUUGAGAUACAUAUGAAGACUAUGCCAGCAGCCAUGUACCGACUGCUGACGGCACAAGAGCAACCGGUUUACAUCUGA